Molecule: messenger RNA, 814 nt
Organism: Cajanus cajan (pigeon pea)
Lineage: Eukaryota; Viridiplantae; Streptophyta; Magnoliopsida; Fabales; Fabaceae
Source: RefSeq, a predicted model, not a curated record
CUAAAGAAGAUUCCUCAAUUAUUUGAGUGCAACCCAGCUAUUACAAAAAGACAAGAGGCUUCACCACUACACCACAAGUCCUUUGUUUCUUCGAGAGAAGAGAAAAGAGUUCCCAAAAAGAAAGAAAUGAAGAAGGGUCUCUUGUUGGCGUUUCUGGUCCUUGUGAUGAUCCACGACAAGCUUAUGAUGGUCAACGCCAACAGCAACAAGUGCGUCACAGAGGAUUGCCUCAUCGGCAACCACAUGGAGAUGGAGAUGGAGUCAGAGUUCUGGUUUGGUUCGCACGUGGCCAGGAUGCUGUACGACGUGAGUCAAUCGGUGAAUGGGCAAACGGGGAAUAGGAACAACAAAGCUGUUAACUGCCCAACCUCCCAAAACUACCGUGGCUGCUUGCCCUCCCAAAACGGAGGUGGCCCUAACAACCGUUGUGGCGAUUACAACAGGGUUUGCUGACUCUCUUUAAUUUCCCUAAACCCUCUGUUCUAUGUGACAAUCAUCAUCAAUGCCUUUCUCUCUCUCUUCUCUCUACCAUAAUUUCAUCUGUCAUGCCAAAUCAUCGGCUUUCUCGAUUUUUCUUUUCACUUUCUGUUUCAUAAUGUUUUGUUUUUUGUUUUUCGCUAUGUAUGUCUCCUUUCAGAAUUUCUCAGUUGUGUAUGCUCCUCAAAAUUUCAAAUUGAGAGCAAGGUGUCAAGAAGAAACUCUCAAUAAUCUUGGGUGGUUCAACAAUGGUUUAAACUUUAAAUGAUCUCAUCCAUCCCCUGUAUUUUGAUGAAUAAUUUGAAUCUCAAUAUUACAAGAAUAUUUUGGAGUGUCA